Molecule: messenger RNA, 567 nt
Organism: Anopheles marshallii
Lineage: Eukaryota; Metazoa; Arthropoda; Insecta; Diptera; Culicidae
Product: ankyrin repeat domain-containing protein 39
Exons: 3
Coding region: 1-567 (188 amino acids)
Molecular function (GO): protein binding
Source: RefSeq, a predicted model, not a curated record
AUGUCCGAAAAGCCCUGUAGCGAGCGUGAUAAUCAUGAUCACACGAAAUGUUCAUCGAAAGGCGUCGCCGCAACACAAUCACUGAGUGAACUGGAUUUCGACCGUGGAAUCUGGAGUGCGGCGAUGAGUAACGAGAUCGACCGCUUGGAAACGCUUAUUACCAAAGGACACCUUUACGACCGGGACAGCUGCGGCUAUACCGCACUACACUAUGCAGCACGUUACGGGCACGUGGAGGCUUGCCAUUUACUCUUAGCACGCGGUCUCGGUGUAGACGAAGUAACGAACGGUGGCGUUACAGCACUGCACCGUGCCGCAAUGAUGGGACACCUCAAAAUUAUGCAACUACUUAUAGCAAACAACGCGAACGUACUGCACAGAGAUAGCGAUGGAAAAACGGCCUUGCACCGUGCAGCCGAAGGAGGACAUUUGCAGUGUUGCCAGCUACUUGUUCGCCUGAAUCCCAUCCUUUGCCAUACGGAGGACGGACGCAACCAGAAACCGGUUGAUGUAGUGCGAGAAACACACACAGAUUCGGACCAGCUACGGCGCUUGUUGGCCGGGUAG